CCCUCAUCCUUCGCUCCUCUGUACAACAUGGUCGGUGGGGAGAAUGCUCCCCCUCCCGCCAUCCACUUUUGCACUGUUGCAUGCGCGCACGUCAGAGGGAGACGCUUUGCAGAGCAGCAGAAUCAGAAGUCUUUGAAACAGUUCCACGGCAGCGACCUGACAAAGCCGUGAGAUGGAGACCUUAUACCACUGUCCCUCGUCAAACGUCUGCAGACCGCUCCACAAUUCCAGCGUGUCCCCGAACUCCACCGGGGGUAACACCACGGCCGCCGCCGCCGCCGCCGCCGCCAGCCUCUACACCGAAGCCGACCUCUUGGACAUCCUCGGCCCCAAACGUUCUCCCUUCUUUCUCCCGGUGGCUGCCGUGUACCUGCUCAUCUUCCUGGUGGGCUUGAGCGGGAACCUUCUGACAUGCGCCGUGGUGGCCAAACACAAGAAGAUGCGCAACACCACCAACCUGUACCUGGUCAGCUUGGCCGUGUCCGACCUUCUCAUGCUGGCCUUCGGAAUGCCCAUGGAGAUCUACGAUCUGUGGCAGAACUACCCGUUUCCCUUUGGUGCCGGCGGCUGCUACUUCAAGACGUUCAUCUUUGAGACCGUCUGCUUCGCGUCCAUCCUCAACGUCACGGCAUUGAGCGUGGAGCGCUACAUCGCCGUAAUGCACCCUCUCAAGACCCGUUACAUAACCACCAAGAGGCACACCAAGCGGGUCAUCGGCGCCGUGUGGGCAGUGUCCAUGGUGUGCGCCGUACCCAAUAUGUCCUUGCACGGUAUCUUCUACCUCCAGGGCCGCAUGAGGGAGUCGGCCAUUUGCACCGUGCUCCAGCCGGUGUGGAUGUACCACAUGCUCAUGCAGAUCACCACCGUCUGCUUCUUCUUCGUCCCCAUGAUGGUGAUCGGCGUGCUCUACCUGGUGAUGGGCCUGCAUCUGGGCAGGGAGACGAGGCAGAGGCGGGUCACCUUGGGGAAGAACUGGGGCAGCGAUGAGGGCGGGCGACGGACGCAAGUCAUCAAGAUGCUCUCCAUCGUGGUGGCGGUGUUCGGCGUGUGCUGGGCGCCCUUCCACACGGAGCGCCUGCUGUGGAGCUCCGUGGGCCAGUGGACCGACCUCAUGCAUAACAUCUACCAGUACGUCCACAUCCUGUCGGGGGUCCUCUUCUACCUCAGUUCUGCCGUCAACCCAGUCAUCUACAGCCUGAUUUCCACGCGAUUCCGCGAGUGCUUCAGCGACCUCGUGUGCUCGCGGGUCGACGAACCGGACUCUCCGCCGCCCCCGAAGAUUUCGCUGGUCCUCUCCGCCUCCGGGGUCCAGACGGGAGGUCAGGACUCGUUGAUCCGCUUACUGUCUCCACCGACGACACAGGACGUGGACGCCGCGUUACUCUCAAGUGCUUGCGACGACACGGCUUCCAAGAUUUCGGUGUUCUGAGAUAUCAUUCCAAUGCCCAAAACAUUGUCUUAUCGUAGGACUAAAACAGAUCAUUCCAACCGGUUUUUAUGUCAUGCUACCUGGACUGUUCGCCUGUCAAUCACAGAAUUGACAUGAAGAGACAAAAUGGGAGACGAUUUAGGGCCGACUCACACUAGCGGGCGUUUCAAAGCGUGGCAGAUGUUUCAGUGUGCCAUGGCUUCUCUACCUGUUGCACCACUGCAAUUUUCGGGACUCAGAUUUGAAGUCGUUCUGUUCAUUUCUGUUGUGCAAGGUCGCGCUUCUCAUAAGUAAGUGGCAAGAGAAGCUGUCCCAUUAAUUAUAUUAAUUAUAUGACAAGUACAUGAGCCUGUGCUGUGGACCUUUUUUUUUUUUACUAUGGAUGAUUUCAAUUUGUUCUGUUUAUUUCUAUUGUGCGAUGUGGCGGUUAUCGUGACCGGCAAGAGGUGUGUGUGUUCAUAUUGAUCAUGACACGUACUGUAUGUACCGGACAUUUCGUGUAUGCCAGUGUUGUGGCCUUUUUAUUUCAC
Molecule: messenger RNA, 1959 nt
Organism: Phyllopteryx taeniolatus (common seadragon)
Lineage: Eukaryota; Metazoa; Chordata; Actinopteri; Syngnathiformes; Syngnathidae
Gene: nmur3
Product: neuromedin U receptor 3
Exons: 3
Coding region: 173-1429 (418 amino acids)
Biological process (GO): G protein-coupled receptor signaling pathway
Cellular component (GO): plasma membrane
Molecular function (GO): neuromedin U receptor activity
Source: RefSeq, a predicted model, not a curated record